AUGUUACACAAAGACUACCCUCAGGAGAACAUCCGGGCACUCCGCUCAGUCGACAAAAGUAUCCAUCCCAACUCCAUUCCUCUCGCCUCCCCUGAGGAGAUAUACCACGUCGAGACUCAAGUAGACCCUGACACACAAAAAGACGUCGUACUCUGGGAUGAUAUCCUCCAGGCGUUUGAAAACGCGGUGCAGGUUCGUCAUAAGAUCAAGGUGGUCCCGUUCCUGAAGGGCAAGGACCUUAGAAUUCUAGAGCCUCGCAGGAUCGCCGCCGUGCCGAACAUCGUCUUGGAUGUCGUCGUAAACACUCCAAUGACCGAAAGUGUGGGGGUUGCUUCUUCCCAGGCCCGACAGCUGGAGCUUCAGCCAGUACCACUGCAGGACGGCAGCGCGAUAAAGGUCGAGGUUGCUACCUCAACACCUAGUGCUACGUCUACGUCCAUUGCUGUGACUGCUGCAUCCACGCCUAUCGCAACGUCCUCAUCCAAUGCCGCUUCCACUGCAACAUCCUUUGUCCGACGGAACCCAGUCUACAGUCUUGUAAAGGCGGCGAUGGGAAACUACACUCACAUCGAUAGACCCCUUGCAUUCCCGUCAGCUCGAGGGCCACAUGCAGUACAGGACGAUAAACCGCCAACCAUCAAGGAUCCCGUCGUCCCUCCUCACUCAGUCAACAGCAGCAACUCUCAGCUGCAAGGACCACAGAGCGUAAUCACCAACGCUCCUAUGGAGAGGGAUGUGGUUCAGAUGAGCAUUAGCGCCAGUCAUGGAGACAAGGACGCCCAGGUCGCGCUUGGCGACAUGUACAAGGAUGGCAAGGGGGUUGCGCAAGACUAUCAGUCGGCCAUGGAUUGGUACCUCAAGGCCGUUGAGCAAGGAGACGCAGCUGGUCAACAGAGAGUAGGCGUUCUCUACGAUGAAGGAUUCGGUGUCCGCAGAACUAUUCGACAGCCAUGGAUUGGUACCUCAAGGCGGCCAAUCAAGGACACACCGCCUCACAAUACAACGUCGGCAUCGCUUACAAGCGCGAUGGAGUGGUACGUCAAGGCCGCCAAGCAAGAGCACGACGUUGCUCAAUGCAACAUCGGCGCACUUUAUCUCCACGGUCAAGGUGUUCUCCAGGACUAUACAAAGGCUGCGGAGUGGUUCUCUAAGGCCGCCGACCAAGGGCAUACUGGCGCCAAGAGACUGGUGGAAGCCUUGCAGAGACUGGCGUCUGUUAUGAACAAAAAAAUAAUAAUUAUGAAAUAA
Messenger RNA from Linnemannia hyalina, 1248 nucleotides. Lineage: Eukaryota; Fungi; Mortierellomycota; Mortierellomycetes; Mortierellales; Mortierellaceae. The record is from the annotation of a GenBank genome assembly.